AUGAGUUUUCUGCAGCUGGAAGAAGGGAAGCCAGAAUUCCGACGUGCUAUAUCUCGGGCUGGAUCGCGAUCUUUUGAAUCCAGAAAAGAACUAAGCGAGUUGCCCUCGUUACCUACUUUGAACAGCAUAGAGCAUGAAGAACCUGCGCCUACUACGGAAGAAGUACCCGAUCAGCCGUAUGUGGAAUUUGAUCUUAGUCGUUCCGAGCAGACUCCUUAUGAAGAUAUUAGUUUGACGCAACGAUAUGUCUCCGGUCUCGAGACGAACGUAUCUCGUUUGUCCGAUGAUGCUCCUACUUUAGUUCUUGAGCCAUCGAAACCAAAGACCGAAGAGGACGAUUUUUUCAAAGGGGAAACCUCCGAUUGGAAAUCAAUGAAAAAAGUGACAGAAGAGAAUUUCUAUGACGAAAUGGGAAACCUAAGAAUUCACAAAAGGAUGAAGACUUCCAAUCUUUUCAAUGCGAAAGGCGGCAGGAGGAUAUACUAA
This is a messenger RNA of Clavispora lusitaniae ATCC 42720, 486 nucleotides long. The record is from RefSeq and is a predicted model, not a curated record. NCBI's taxonomy places the organism in Eukaryota, Fungi, Ascomycota, Pichiomycetes, Serinales, Metschnikowiaceae.